CCAUUGCUGUCGAUGUCUUCGGUCUGGCAGUUCCAUUUGAAUUUUCGGUGGCGCUUGCUGACACGAAGAGUACCAAAAAAACCAACCAAAAAAAGAACACCGGAACUGUGAAAGAAGCAGUACUUUUCGAGCCCACAUUCUCAUCCGGGGAGCGCUGCACACAUCGAAAGUUGUUGAAUUUUUUGACGCGUUGACGGUUUGCAAAUUGAAAGUUUUCUCCUUCGAAACACACAAAAGAAUGCAAUCGUUGUUGUUCUUGUUGCCGUUGCUGCUUCUGGCGUUGGUUUUCAGUGGAUCAGGUGUUUCAGCUCUGCGUUGCUAUACCUGUCAGGACUGCGAUGAGACGGCCAAGCUGAGCGAGAUGGAGGUGUGUAGUGCCUCGCCCACGUCUGCGAAUGGUGAUGGAAUGCUCAUGGCUUCCAUUUCCAGCCAGAGCCCCAGUGUGAGUCCAUCCAGUCCGGCUGCUAGUCCGGCUGCCAGUCCUGCUGCUAGUCCUGGUGCUAUUCCAGGGACAGGUUUGUCCAAGCCCCCAGCUCCUGCUGCUGCUGCUGCGAUUAAUGGUAGCGAGGAAGAAGAUGAGGACUAUGACAGCGAUGAGUCAGCUCCAAAUGCGGCACUGUCCUCCAUAGGCAUAGGAGCAGCUGCUGCAGGAAACGGAGUUGGUGGAGGAGUACCCGGAGCAGCAGUGGGAGCAGGAGGGGGAGCAGCAGUUGGAACAGGAGUGGGAGCAGGACCAGCUGCAGGUGGUGCUGCAACCGGAACCGGAACCGGAGUUCGGCCCGGAGCUGCUGCCUCUAUUGACAGCGAAGGCGACGAGGACGAAGACGAGGACGAGGAUGAGGACAGCGAUGAUCGACGCAGGCGUAGAACCGUCAGACAGGUGUCUGACAUUGCCGUGUGCUACACAGCCAGGCUCCAACGUAACGAUACCGUGAUCACUAAUCGGGGCUGCACCAUGGCCAGGUCGGGCAAUCAGACCGCCGCCUGUGAUGCGCUCUUCGAGAACUGGAGCGUGAUGGGGUGUCAGCUGUGCGAGGAGAAUGGCUGCAAUCAACCCAUUGACAUAACCACGGGAUCGAUGUAUGCAUCUGGCUCAAGGUCGACGUCAGCCCAAUGGACAAUCUCAGCACUGACGCUACUGGCGAUUCUUGUGGCCUAAACUGCGGAACGGACGGAGCGGGGGAUUGAUAGCGAAAUAUAUAAUAUAUG
Molecule: messenger RNA, 1209 nt
Organism: Drosophila persimilis
Lineage: Eukaryota; Metazoa; Arthropoda; Insecta; Diptera; Drosophilidae
Product: dirigent protein 10
Exons: 3
Coding region: 239-1159 (306 amino acids)
Source: RefSeq, a predicted model, not a curated record